This is a messenger RNA of Phycodurus eques (leafy seadragon), 2307 nucleotides long. Its product is annotated as protein transport protein Sec61 subunit alpha-like 1. The record is from RefSeq and is a predicted model, not a curated record. Gene Ontology annotation, cellular component: membrane; Sec61 translocon complex. The coding region runs from base 121 to 1551 and encodes 476 amino acids. The transcript has 12 exons. Gene Ontology annotation, molecular function: signal sequence receptor activity; ribosome binding; transmembrane protein transporter activity. Gene Ontology annotation, biological process: SRP-dependent cotranslational protein targeting to membrane, translocation; post-translational protein targeting to membrane, translocation. NCBI's taxonomy places the organism in Eukaryota, Metazoa, Chordata, Actinopteri, Syngnathiformes, Syngnathidae.
UGGUGACGUGUCUCUUAGCGCUCGCUCUUUUCUCCCGGAGCUGCUGGAUGGAGCCACACUGACUCCACGGAACGCGACAACUGGUAGCACUAAGUCAACGGGAGUCGGCCCAAGGACACCAUGGGAAUUAAGUUUUUGGAGGUCAUCAAGCCGUUCUGUGCGGUUCUACCGGAAAUUCAGAAACCAGAAAGAAAGAUUCAGUUUAGAGAAAAAGUACUAUGGACUGCCAUUACGCUCUUCAUCUUCCUGGUGUGUUGCCAGAUUCCUCUCUUUGGCAUCAUGUCAUCAGAUUCGGCAGAUCCCUUCUACUGGAUGAGAGUCAUUCUGGCUUCCAACAGAGGUACUCUGAUGGAGCUGGGUAUCUCGCCCAUCGUCACGUCAGGCCUCAUCAUGCAGCUGCUUGCCGGUGCCAAGAUCAUUGAGGUGGGAGACACUCCCAAAGACCGCGCUCUCUUCAAUGGCGCCCAGAAAUUGUUUGGAAUGAUCAUCACCAUCGGGCAGGCGAUCGUGUAUGUCAUGACCGGCAUGUAUGGUGACCCUUCAGAGAUGGGUGCUGGAAUAUGCUUACUCAUCAUCAUACAGCUCUUCGUUGCCGGUCUGAUUGUUCUGCUGCUUGAUGAGCUGCUGCAGAAAGGCUACGGUCUGGGCUCUGGAAUCUCUCUUUUCAUAGCCACCAACAUUUGUGAGACCAUCGUCUGGAAGGCUUUCAGCCCGACCACCGUCAACACAGGAAGAGGGACUGAGUUUGAGGGCGCCAUUAUUGCACUCUUUCAUCUGUUGGCCACUCGCACGGACAAGGUGCGCGCCCUGCGAGAAGCCUUCUACAGGCAAAACCUGCCCAACCUCAUGAACCUCAUUGCCACAGUCUUUGUGUUUGCAGUGGUCAUAUACUUCCAGGGCUUCAGGGUGGACCUCCCCAUCAAGUCAGCACGCUAUCGCGGUCAAUACAACACCUACCCCAUCAAACUGUUCUACACCUCCAACAUCCCCAUCAUCCUGCAGUCGGCUUUGGUCUCCAAUCUCUACGUUAUCUCCCAAAUGCUGUCAACGCGGUUCAGUGGAAACUUUUUGGUUAACCUCCUUGGAACGUGGUCUGACACAUCGACUGGUGGACCAGCUCGGGCCUACCCAGUGGGAGGCCUCUGCUACUACCUGUCUCCUCCAGAGUCCUUUGGUUCUGUUCUGGAUGAUCCGGUCCACGCUGUUAUCUACAUUGUCUUCAUGCUUGGCUCUUGUGCCUUCUUCUCCAAGACCUGGAUCGAGGUCUCGGGAUCCUCUGCCAAAGAUGUGGCAAAGCAGCUUAAAGAGCAGCAGAUGGUGAUGAGGGGACACAGAGAGACUUCAAUGGUGCAUGAGCUGAACAGGUACAUCCCCACUGCUGCUGCCUUUGGUGGCCUUUGUAUAGGAGGUCUAUCUGUCAUGGCUGACUUCCUGGGAGCCAUUGGUUCUGGCACAGGAAUCCUCUUGGCUGUGACCAUCAUCUAUCAGUACUUUGAGAUCUUUGUGAAAGAGCAAAGCGAAGUGGGAAGCAUGGGAGCGCUGCUCUUCUAGAAAAUGCCAAGUCGACAAGAUACAGCAUACACAGAGCCUCCAUACCGUGUCGGUCUUUUGCGUUCCAUCUCCUUAUUUUCUCAGCAAUUUGCACAAUCAGUUCAUUUUGCAUCUGGGAUAGAUUGUUUUACACCUGUUGUCUCUCUGGUGUUGUCAAGAGAGCUCUUUUGUUUUCUCCCUGCUUUGAGCUUGUUAUUGUCUCCAGCCAUUUCUUCUGCUCUUAACCAUCCAAGGUGGGCUGCCUGACUUCCCAAUGACUGUUUCGUCAGCUGAAGAGUCCCUCAACACAUGCGAGUGUGUGGUGCUGUCUUUUACUCACCUUGCGUAUUUUUCACUGACAACACUAUGACAAAACAUGAAUUUCAAACAUUAGGAUAUGCAAAAGAAAACCAUGUCACCAGUCAUGCUGUAGUUUUCUUGGGGUUUGUUAGAAUGUGAAGAGUAUGAACAAAACAUACUUUAUCUUGGCAAGUUGCCCAAAUUUACCUUUGUUUAUAUUCUCCAUGAUGGACGGUUCAUAUUCACUCUGGUCUUCUGUAGGAUACAGUAUGUUUGUUCUAUAGCUGGCUGGUAAAGGAAAAUGAUAGUCUGCACUGCCUUGGUCUUUAAUUCCCAGACUGAAUUGCUGCACAAAACUGCCCGGGAGGUCAGUAAGAGGGUGGGUUUGAUAUCGACGCAAAGGGGGUUUCAUUUUGGUUUUUACUCUUAUGUAAAAGACAUAAUUGUGUUAUUAAAAAAAAUGUUUUUUCCAACAAA